CUGAACGCGUGGACAUAGGAAUAUCUGGACCUCUAUUCUUGAAAUUUUUGCGUAUACGUAAUUUUCAUUGCGCAGCUAUUUUAUAGUAUGAUUAAACCUGAGCCGUAAAACUUAUGUAUACGCAACUAUUUCAAGAAUAAGGGCCCUGGAUGGAGCGUAUUUCGCGGCGAGUGAACUCACAGGAUUCUGAAAUGCACAUCGGGAUCUCGUCACUCUCGGGAUUACCAAUUAUCUCCUGUGUCGAUUACAACGACGAGUGGUUUCACGCUCGCUUCUGAGAAAAAUUCCUUAUUCAUCGGUAGCUCCUGCAUAUAUGCAAGUGCCGCGGCGAACGGCGACGUUACGAGCCUAUACAAGAUGUCCAGGUGUGGGACUCGACAUUUUUCCACGGAGGAGACACUGAUUCCAAGUUCACCGAGGGACCCUCCACCCGCGCCAGAUAAUGCGCUUCCACGACACCGUGUAUAGGCGCGUUGGGAGGGACUCACCUGUUUCACAACCUGCGUGACGUAUGCUGGCUGAGGCACGUCACGUGACCCGCUCCGGUCGUAGUAGGUGUAGCGUAGCGUCUACGCGCUACCAGUGUGCACCAUGGCGAUCGCGCGUUUAGUGGCUGUAGUGCCUCUGUAAGGAACGGCGACAUAAGGCAAAGAGCAGAGGCCGCGUCCUCGCGACGGCAAGCGCGCGCGCACGCACGCACGCACGCAAGCACGCACGCAUUCACGGACGCGAAACGUACGCGAAACCGCGCCCAAGUUCGACGACGAUCCAGAUGGAGGAGGUGAGCCCGAGCUCCCGCUACCCCGACGGUCGACGAUGCCGUCGCGUCGAGGGUCUCCCGACCGAGAGGAUCUAACGAGACGCGAUCGACGCUCCUGAUCGAUCAGCGUCGGUCGAGGAUGCUUCGUGGAGCAUAGCGCGGCAGCGAAUGUGAAUGAUCCAGUCGCUACGGACGACGACGACGCCGGGAAAUCGAGCGGGCGAAUAAUACGAGGAGAGUCGCAGCGGAGCGAGAAACGCUCGGCCGUUGGAGUGUUGUUCCGCGAGGAAUUCGAGCGAGCGCGGGUAACGGGCGUCGCGGUCCCUCGCGCGUGAAAGAGCGCCUCGACCACCGCGAAUGAGACGGCGGAAGGUUAACGCUCGAAUUCGAACCUGCGACGCGCGGCUCGAAUAGUAUUGAGCCUUCGGACAGUUCGCCACGUCACGAAGACGCGGCUAAUCAUCACAUGCUUAAUCGUCGCCCGAAGCUCUUACCUAAGCUUGUGCUCAGUGAAAGUAUCAUAUUUAGCGCGACCCGGCUGACGCACGCGGAUCGAGUCGACGGAUGACGCGUCCGAGAAUCGACGACUGCCGAUAAACGGAUGAUUCUCGAAAGCGAAGGCCUCUUCCUCCUCCUCUUCUCCGUCUCUUCUUCCUCUUCAGCGUCGCGUAGACAGUGCACGACGAGUCGCUCUAUUUGCGCGAGUGUCGCGUGCACGCUCGAUAUAACGUAGUGCAACGAAUUCAUCUCGGAGAAGACAGUGAUCGAAGCAGCGCGUCUCGCAAGUGUCAAAGACGCGCACCAGCCGUCGCGAGUCGCGGCUGUAAACGUGCUUCUCCAUUCGUGGAACGCUCCUCGUUCUCUUGGUAUAUUGAGUUUUCCUAGUGUAAUAUACUGGUGUGAGUCAGAUACUACUACUACUGCUACUACCACACUACCACUACUACUAUAAUCACAGUGAGUUCUGCUUGAUCAUCGAUGAAUUCAGUGAUUCAGUGACAAUACACGUGUGCAGACAGAUGACUCGAACAGCCUGACGUCGAGAUGCGCUGGGUACACGUUUCGUUGGCGGUGCUGGCCGCGCUCCUGGCCGGAGCCGAGCCGAUCAACAGGUACAGACAACAGACCGAGCAGCAGACGUCGAUCUAUUACACGGAGCCGACGAUGUUAAUUAACACCAGCGGCCGCACCACGGACUACAACGGCAACGGCGUGACUCUGACCGAGUUGCACGGCGGCCGCAUUGUCCGUGGUCAAAGGUUACUGCAGAGGUCGAAAAGUCCUUACUUGCUGCGCGAGGACUUAUACGUCGAGAGCGACGGCGAGCUUGUUCUCGAACCCGGAGUGGAAGUCCGCUUCGGGCCGAUGGUCGGCAUCACCGUCCGCGGCAUCGUAACUGCCAAGGGUGAAGCAAACGCGCCGAUUCUCUUGACCACAGCAGAUGUGCAGACACAAAUGCAGAUCAUUCAGCCGACACCUUCAAUACGACUAGUCGACGGGCCGAGUCCGUUAACGGGAAGACUGCAGCUCCUUCAUCAAGGCACAUGGCGUUCCGUUUGCACGAACUCGCGAAAUUGGACUCGCGCGGAUUUGGAGACAGCUUGUCGGCAGCUCGGCUACCAAGGUGGACAAUGGUGGUCAUGGAUCGACAGGCAAUGGCCGGCUAGAUCGCGUCUUCUCCUCGAAGAACCAGGCUGCCGCGGCACCGAGCCUUCGAUGGCGACAUGCGAAGGAUGGUUGGACAAACAGUUAGGUGGAGGUGUAUGCGAUUACCAUCCGGACAUGGGUAUCUCAUGCUUACCACACCAUGACGGUGCGACCAGGGCAAUCAAGCAUUGGCGAGGAAUACGAUUCGAGAACGCCAUGCACAGCAGAUCGCUAAUCCAAGGGAACACGCUCUACGUACGUCAAUCCAAGUCCAUUCUGCGGCACACGAUAAUUGAAUACGCCGGGACUGGAAGGGAGUACAACGUAACGUCGGCGAUACACGUGGAAGGCGUACCACCCAGAAUGGAAUUCAUCUCCGUUCUGCAUUCCGCCUUCAAUGGCAUAAACGUUACUAUGCCGGAUGCUCCAGUGGUAAUAAACAAUUGUACUGUGCAGUAUAACAAAGGAUACGGAAUUUAUGUGAAUAGUUCAUCCGGCAUGACUUACAUCGGCGACUGUACGGUACUCGAUAACGGCGCCGACGGCAUCAAGUACGUGCACUCGGAUGAGCGGCCAGACGACAAGCUGGAUCGAACGGGCGUGUACGAUCUGUGUACAUUCCCUUCGACGGCCAGUCAAACCUUCCCCGUCACCAUAUCCAUGGAGCAAAACAAAUACGCGCCGAACGUGAAACAGUGCUCGCAAAUUCUCUUCACGAGUUACGGCCAGGUUCAGACGCUGCAUUUUCUGCAAAUGAGAACCGACAGAAACGACAGUGCUAUCGUAGAGGUAUACGACGAUUCUAACGGCGCGAAGAGGCUCUUGGCCAGCGUCAAAGUCAGGAACGGGACGUUACCGCAGAGCGUGACUUCGUCACGGCAAAAUCUCUUUCUAAAGUUCACGGCUGAGCCGCGAACGAGUACUAUUGUUUUCGUGCGCGUGACGUCGGGCUACGAGAAAAUGUACGAUCUCAACGUGACCGGCAGCACGGUAGCGGUCAACAACGGUCGCGGUAUUAUCGUGGAGAAACUACGAUCCGCCUUGCACAUCCAUGAGACCUCAGUGUCGGAUAACCAGCACGCGGCUGGCGUACACGUGCUGGGUGGCGCUAUGGAUGUCAACAUCACCGGCAGCCGUAUCUCGUUCAAUCAAGGAGACGGCAUUAACAUCACAGUUACGGGCGGCAGUCGCAACGUGUCGCGCAGCAGCAUAUCGUCCAACCGUGGUUACGGUUUCGCGGUGUGGCUGAACGACAGUAUCGCUACCGAGUACGUGAAUUUCAAUCAGACCACUGUGAUUGAAUACUCGCAGAUCUUUCGAAAUAAAGACAUCGGUGUGUUGAUCGGCAAUUCAACCGGCAACUCGUACGUGAAUAUAACCGGCAAUUGGUUCAAUACUAGCCUGGAGACGGCGCUGCAAGUGGAAUCCAGUUGGAGGAAGGACAACGGACUGUUGAGACUACAGAUCGGACACAACUCGUUCAUCAGGAAUGUCAAGUUAGCGAUCAAAUUGUAUCCGGCGCUCAAUCUUCACGGCACCAUAGAGUACAAUCACUUUAAAGAACAAGCGGGCGGCGGGAUUCUCAUCAGGAAUCCGCUCUACGAAGAGUUCAAUAUCCUGCCCGCCGACGUCGUGAUUCGACACAACGAGUUCUACUAUAAUCGCGGCACUUUCGUAGUUAGCAUCGGCCUGUCGCCUUACAGCGACGUGCAGAGUCUGCUGUUCACGAGGAACUUCCUGCGAGACAAUCGCGUCCGUGAACUGUUCGACAACGAUGGUUUAACAUCGAGUGUCAAGUUGAUACCGCGCUCCAGGGUGGCCGCUGUCGUCGUUGUGUCUUCGAGCAAUGUCGAAGUCUUCCGUAAUAUCCUGCACAAUCAUGAGUCGCGUUACGAGAUCGGUUCCCAACUGGAGGAUCAGAGCAAGAUUAUUAAUUGCACUUACAACUGGUUGGGAUUCACCGACGAAAAGAAGAUAUUCGAUCGACUGUUUUAUAGGAAGGACAGAUACAAUCUCGCCAAGAUCGAGUAUCUGCCUUACUUGCUGCACAGCAGCAAUCCCGCCGCGAAUACCAUCAUCUCGAAUCCAACGUUCGUCCCGCAGUUCGUCACACCCGGCACAAAUCUCGUCGGCGGCGAGGUCGACGGCCAAGAGGAGCUGAGAGCCGGCGAGUACAUCGUCGAACGAGACAUCAACGUGAGACCAGGGGGUAAAUUGAUCUUGCAGCCGGGCGUCACAUUACGCUUCCCACCGGCUGUGGGUAUGAUGGUCGCCGGCAAGUUGGACGCGCGCGGUAAGGGGCCCAGCAAUAUCUUGUUCACUCUCAAGGAAGAGCUUGUUAUGGGACCGGCUAAUAAAACCGAGGAAGAGGAGUAUAUGAUGAGUCAAAUCGACGAAGUGGAGACUGUUCCAGUGCGGCUUCUUGGUGGCCAGACGAAUCUCGAAGGAAGAUUACAGAUAAAAAUUGGAAAUAAAUGGGGAACCGUGUGCAACUAUGGAUGGACGAUUGUGGACGCGGCGCUGGUUUGCCAUCAGUUAGGCUACAUCCUCGAUUCCGACAACUGGUUUAUGGAACGCUCGCAAAUCCCAAAUGCGGGGAUAAACGAAGAUAUACUUCUCAGCAAUGUGCAAUGCACCGAGUAUGACAACGACAUCACGAAGUGUCGGGCAGAGCAGCAGCAGGACUUUGAAAACUCAUGCACUCACACAAACGACGUCGGUGUCAGGUGUUUGCAGCCGGCAUGGGCAGGUCUCAGGUUGGGGCCGUUGGCUCAGAGAAGCGACCUGCAAUAUCUGACGAUCGAAAAGGCGGGCUUGCUGGAUUACAGAACGAACUCGUUCAAGCCAGCUCUGCAAAUUGAUUUCGCUCGACACUCUUUGGACGGUGUCAAGAUCGUUAACAAUCUGCAAGACGGCUUAGGAGUCUUAUACUCGGACAUCUACUCGGCGGACGCAAUAAACACCGUGAUGAACAGCGAGUUUUCGCAAAACGGCGGCAGCGGCGUCAGCUUCAAGCAGCUCGGCAUGCGGAUUAUCGGUUCGAAAAUCGAGAGCAACAAAGUCGCCGGAAUAAGGCAUAAUCCCGCGCUCUCGGCCGUGCAACAGAGAGAAUUCGCGGGUUGGUUCUUGCGUACGCCAGACACCACUGUCGACUCUCCGUACAAUCCUAUCUUUUUGCCGGAAUCGAACCGGAACAUCGAACUCGCCAACGGCGAAACCAAGUAUAUCGUAACAUCCAAAGUGGCUGGCGAGUCUAUCCGUCGUAUCAUCAAUAUUAAAUGCACUCCAGGCUACGUCAUUGGUAUCCAACUGCUAAAUCCGAUAGAAAAUCGAAGCACGGAACAGAUAACGCUGUACAACUCGCAGCUUCUCAACAAGAAUCAGAUUAAUUGGCACGUAAAGCGGGAUCUGGGCGUGUUCCCCGUCUCGUCCAGCUCCUUUGUGGUGAUCUUGCAGUACGAGAGCGGCGAGAACGCUAUCGGCGGAGUUGUCUUGGCCGUCACGUCGCUUUUAUCUCCAGUGCAGAAUAUUCCCAACAAAAUCGUCAGCGGUCCCAUACCUUCCCUGGUGGUAAUGAAGACGCGAAUUAAGAGCAACCAGAAAGGCGUGCUCGCGUUCUACUACAAUCGGUACCUGAACGAGAUCGGAGACCACUUCCUGCGGAAGGCCAACGAGACCAUUCAGCUGAUCGGAUGUGAGAUUUCGCACAAUCGCGAGGAGGCCGUUUACGUGUACUCGCCGUACUGGAAUAUCUAUCAGUCCAACAUGUCUGAGAUUUCCAUUCACAUUAACGACAGCCUGAUCACGGACAACGGCAAAGGGAUACAUCAGUUCAGCCGCGACGCCAGGCAUUCCAAUAAUCUCUUCCAUUGGAUAAUGCAGGACAGUACCGUCGAGAGAAAUCGCGGCGGUGGUUUCGAAGUGUUGCUACCGGACGUGUGGCAGUAUAACGAAAAUUUCACGCACUCGUUGUACUUCAGCAACAACACCUGGCGGAACAACGAGAACUUCGGCUUCGUGGUGGACGGCCACUUCGCGCACCUCAACAUCUCCCACAAUCGCUUCGACAGCAACCGUUGCAAGACCGGCCUGAUAUCCGUGCGCGGUAUGGAGAAGCGGAUCAGGAUCGACAAUAAUCGCAUCGACGGUAAUAGCGGCGCCUACAUGGUCGAGUUCCACGCGGACAGCCAGUCGGAGAUCCUCGGCGUCGUGGACGCGCGCUUUUACUACAACGAGAUCAAGCGGAACAGGUACGACGUCGUCGGCAUGGGGCCGCGUCGCACCUUCGAUGAUCCCAGCUACGUCGUCGGUUUCCACGGAAUACAGAAAGUGCGAAUCAACCGAAAUCUUUUCGGUGAAAACUCGUUGGAUUAUGAGUUACUCGCGGGUAUUAGGACAGCCAAAAUUAACAACGAAGUGGACGUCAUGGAAAAUUGGUGGGGCACGGCGGAUGACGCCGGUAUAAGACGGAGAAUCUUCGACUUCGACGAUUGGAACGACCACGCGGUGGCCAAUUACCGGCCGUACUUGACGAGUGACUCGUUGGAUUCGUCUAUCUCCGCAUCGUGGCAUAUUAAUCAAGAAAUCGACCUGAACAAUCUGGGUGGUCGCAUAGUCGAGAGUGUGUCGUUGCACGCGAGACCAGAACCAUACGUCGUACUUUCCGACAUCACGGUCAUGCCGGAAGCCACUCUGCACAUUUAUCCCGACGUCGUGAUGGAAUUCGCCCCCAACGUCGGUAUCCUGGUCCUGGGGACGCUGAAAGCCGUCGGCGUAUCCGGUCAUGAGAUCAUAAUGCGGCCAAUGAAGCGAGCGGCUGUGAACAACUCCACGUUCGCCAAUGCAGCGCCGUUUAGAAGUUCCGCUAAUCUAGCUAAUCUCGUUUCGAUGUCGAGAGAAAAGAUCCGUUUGUGCAAGUAUGGCCAGUGCUCCGCGUCGUACAACGAAGGCUUCUUGGAGUACUUCAACAAAACGACUCUGCAGUGGAUCCCCAUAUGCGAUGACCGAUUCACUGAGCGUAACGCUGAAGUUGUGUGCCGGCAUCUCGGCCACGACACCCUUAACGUCUACGUGUCGUACGAUCGCAGGUAUGAGCUCCAUCCUGGAUCGUUGACGCGGGUCUGGUCUUGGCCGGAACCAUUGCAGUGUUCCGGGAAAGAACAAGAUCUCGAGGAUUGUCAGAUCCGAUUGAACGGUCAGCUGUUCGGUCAUCGUCACGAGUGUCCGUGGGACGGACAUUUCGUCUUCUUGCAUUGCGGCGAGCGCAAUCUGGACGACGAACACGACUACUGGGGCGGAAUACGAAUCGCGAACAGCGAAUUCGAGCAUCAUCUGUACGAGCACCGUAUCCACGACGUCGUGACCCACGAGACCAUGAGACGCGUCGAAUCGACGCUCAAGUACAUCAACAUCACUGGUGCCGGAAUCCUGCACCUGGAGAAAUCGUCCGCCGUACAAUCGAUCGUGAAAUCUCCGGCGAUGGUGCACGUUAAUAUCGAUCGCAGCGCUUAUCAUGGCAUUAAUGUCAUAUCACCCACACACACGGUGGAAUUGUUAUUCAAUACGAUCAAUAAUGUUCUUGGCAACGGCGUGAACAUACUCUCUUUGACGGGAGAGGGCCGUGAGGCGGAUGAGAGCUCGUUCGUGCCGCUGAGGGACCUCAAUUUUCCAUAUCACUUGUUCAGCAUGGUCGAUAUAUGCGACACCGCGAAGGAGAUCACGAUCGAGGAGCGCGUGCUCGUUUAUUACAAGUACGACAAUUAUCCGGUGAACUGUGUGAAGAUCUUCCGCAGCUUCGACAGGUCUAAGCCAUUCGGGUUUAGAUUCUUGCAAUUUAAUCUUUACAACUCCACCGGGAAGCCGGGUCGCGCCGACGGCAUAACUCUGUACGACGGUGACAUCUACAAUAUCACUUCCAAGAAGAUAGGCCACUUGGAAAUCAACACUCCCGAUGAGAAGAAACAGUUCAGAACUCGAGAGCCAAGCCUCAGCGUGAGAUUCUUCGCUAACGGCGCCAGCAACACGCAUGGGUUCAUCGCGGAGAUUGUGACUCUUCCGAUAUCCGCUAUUGGUUUUAAUCGCGAUGUACAGCACAACGUCUCUUACUCUGUGAUAUCGAAUUGUCGCGAAGGCGCUGUGAAGUACGCGAACGCCGGCGAAGUGAAUGCCAUAAUGACGCUCGAGCGUAAUCAGUUCGUGAACAAUUGCAACAAGCUGUACGGCAACUUCUCCACGUGCAAAUCCGCGCUGUGGUUUGACGUCCAGAACACGCAGUUGCUUUAUUUUAGAAAUAAUUUGGUACAACGGAAUCAAGGCGGCCUAUCUAUUCGCGCCGAUUCCAGAGGCUCGGCCACGUCCCUCAAGGGAUGGAUUCAUAAUAAUCUUUUCACGGAGAACUUCAACAAGCCUGUAUUGUACAUCGAGGGUCGUCAGAGCAGUCCUUACCAAGAGGUGACUAUAUUCAGGAAUUAUUUCACCAAGAACAACGCUCCCUACGAGAAUAACAUCGUGCUGAAGCAAGUGGUCAGCAACAUGACGCUCAAUUACCUACACGGAAACCUCGGCAUGCACUUACUGGAAAUCUCUGGCUUCGAGAGAGUUCGUCUACCUAUUUACCAGAGCACGUCUCACAACGGCUUUUAUAAAAACUACGCGGUUGAUCGCGAAGGCCGUAGCACCGUAGUCGCCGGCACACCUGGGCAACAAUACGUUGACAACGUGUUCUUUAAUCCCGACAACGAUUAUGAGAUGCUCACGACGAACAGAUCUCAGCAGCUGGAGAUGUGGAGGUCUCACGUGGACGCGCGGCACAACUGGUGGGGAUAUAACGAGACCCUGGCGGUGGCGGGACGCAUCAGGGACCGCGGGGACUCACCCGAGCUGCUGCAGGUCGACUACCAACCUUUCCACAUGAACAACAAGUCGGUGCUGAGCGGCAAGUGUCCGCCCGCCUGGGAGCUCGUCGGCGACACAUGCUACAUACUGAUUGGAGCGCCGAUGGACUUCUACAGCGCGCGAGACUUUUGCAGAUCAGCGAACGCGUCGAUGCCGUUCAUCAUGAGGGAUUACCUGGAACUCUGGAGGUUCGCCCGCAAGCAGCAAGAACGGUUCGACUACUCGGAGCGUGUGUGGGUGCAGCAACUGGAUCGUUUGGAUCAGUGCACAGCAUACACGUACCAGAAUAUCGAGGUCGACCAUUGCGCGCAGCCCAAUCCGUUCAUUUGCGAAAUCGAUCCUAGAGUCAACAUCGAUCCGUUGUCAUGGAGGAAAGACAUCGUUGCGGUGGGUGUUCUGGGAGCUGUUGGUUUCUCGCUCGCACUUUUGACCAUGGCCAUCGCGCUGUGGGUGUCCAAGUCGAAGAAGCGCAAGCUGGAGAGACUGGAGCGACGCAACUCUAUCCGGCAAUCUUUGCACUCCCUGCGAUCGGUCGGUUCCACAACCGGCUUCACGGAACUUUCUUACAGACGAAAACCCAUCGCGACUAAACACUCCACGGACACGCUGAACUCUAAGUCCAUGGACUAUAGACGCAUGCUGAACGGCGGCAGUCUGGACUCAAUGGACAAGUCGCAGCUAAACUCCUCCAUCGAGGACACUCAGAGCUAUGACGUGUACGAGGCGCACAACCCGCGCUACUCGCCCAGCACUAGCGACUUCAAGGGCGCCGGCCAUCAUAAAUACGCCGCUACACAGAGCGUCGAUAAUCCAGUGUUCGAUUUGGCUUAUCGCAAUGAGGGCUUCCGUAAUCACUCCACUUUCGCCACGAGGAACGCGGCCGCCGCCGCCGCCGCCGCCGCGGACAACACCGAUUGGAGCUCGCAGCCGAACGUACAGUCGACCUCGCAGGACAGUCCCACGGCUAACAACGAGAGCUCGUCAUACCUCAACAACACUUCCACGCUGCCAUUGCACUCCAGUCUCGCGCUCACCGACUCUAUGAGCGAGCUGAAGCAGGACAUCGAGGCAUCAGCUGCGUACGAUCCCGUAGACUACGACCCGAGACGCACCUACGACACGGCCACGUUAACGCCCAGUCAGGCGUCGGAGCCGGUGCCGGAAUACCCGUCGGACUUCCAGCCGCCGAUACCGCCGCAUCCGUAUCACUAUGAGGACAACAGCAGGCCCAGGAGCGAGGCGCUCUUGGAGACCAACUUCGACACGAGCGAAGAGCGCCCAUUGCGCUCCAAGAGCGAAGCCCUCCUCGAGACCAAUUUGGAUGCAUUUCUGAUCAAUGAGCCCACAGAACUCACGCAGUUGUCGGCGGGAGCGCGCAGCAAGAGUCAACCGUUGGAAACGGCAAUGUAAAGUCACUGCACGUCGACGAUGACGUACGGUACACAUUCGUUGGACCAGAGUUGUCCAUUGACUCGGCACCCACGUGUGCCAAAUCUACUUGCGUCCUCGUACAGACAAGCACUGCCAACUUAGAAAGAUUGCACAAUAAGAGACGUUCCACAGAAAACUACAGAAAGUCGUCACUUGAUAUUUCUCAGGCAACACGAAUAUCUAAAAUACAUCUCUGAAACAAGAUAUGUUUUACACGUCACUAAGACGUCUAUGUCUUUCAAACAUUUUUGUCUGUCUGGUUUGUCCCAAGUAAAAUGAUUUGAACUUAGAGUUUAACGUGAGCUUUUCAAUUGCAUUAUAUGAUAUAUUAUAUUUAUGACAAUGUAUGUAUGCUGGCCCUUAAGUUAGAAUUUUUACAUAUAAUACUUGUUUGAAUUUCAUCCUGUGACUAAAAUACUUAACACAAUCCUCUGUUUCAUUAUUAUUCAUUUCACACACUAUUUUGACAACUUCUGCCCUUUGGCAUUCAAAUUGUUUUACACAAGUAAAUAAAUUAAUACACUUAUUACAUUGCUAGAGAACUCAAUAAAAAUGAAGUGUGAAAAGUAUAUGCAAUACGAGCAAAUCUACAGACGCUAUGACGAGUCUGAGAAACUCACGUCUGAAUAUUUAACUCUGAACACAAAUCUAUCUUACCAGGGACAAAUUUCAAGCAACGACCAUUGAUACGCGCCUAAGAUGUCUUCGAAUAUCUUAUAGACAUUCAUCUUUCAGACAAUAAGACGUCUCGUUGAGAUUUCACGCUGCACGAACUUGCAUUAGUUUGCGAGUGCAAUUCGAAUUUCGUUAGGCAGUUCGUUAUUUAUUGUGACGACGUGCUACUUAAUUCCAAUUACGAUCGUUAGCAUAUUUAAUAGACUAUUAAUGACGACACCGUUGAUACGAGAUGAGUGAUACAAUUAUUUCAGAUAAGCUUGUGAGUAUCCUCCAAGGACAUUCAAUCGUUAACGGCGUUCUUUUUGGAUACUAAUGUAUUACGAGGGAGGAAGUUUUCAAUUAUGAUUUUAUACUCGAUGUAAGAGAUUUGUAAGGAUUACGUUUGACUAAUUCUACUAUCGCGAAGCUGUGAGACUAGAGAGACCUCAUGUAUUCUUAAUCAGCACACUGUAUGUCCACAUUGUUCUUCGUCGAAUCAUUAGCGCUAUUUAAUGAUAAACAAGUCGCACUUGUAUCGGAUUGAUCGAAGAGUCCGUUGGUUUUUUUUUUCGCGGAAGAAAGAAACGAGUUUUCUUUCUCUCUUGUGUCAAUCCGAUGCUUCACGUUGACAACGUAAGAGGAGAGCUGGGAGUUACCAAAAGUGGCGAACUUAAUGCCGUGUUAUGCAACAAUGUACACUGCCAAGUGUGUCCAAUUUGAGUCUACUUCGGCCAAGCGAGACGUGCGUAACUCUCUCGCGAGUAUUGAUAGAUUGUUCAAUCGAUCGUUUCUUCUUCUUUAGGUAAUAAUACGAGAGCGGCCCGCUGAAUUGCCAGGGCGUACGCUCCUCUCGUUCACUCGACACUCGCGUUGUUCGCGAAUUCGAGCUUGCAAGUCCGAUAGAGAUACAUCCACUGAGCACACUGUGUCACGGUGAGAUCGAUUAAUACUGCUCGACGCGCAGUAGUGUGCGAGUGUUCUAGAUUUCGCGGAGAGGUAACUUCACUAAUCGAUAGACUUAAUUCGCUGCCUCCUUUAAGUAAGGUGAUCUCACCCGACUCGUCGUUGUCGAGAACAUUUUUAUAUACCUGCCUUUAUACAGAACAAAGUAUCCGUCCGUACCAUGUAAGUUUAGUAGCGAUAACAAUUGCCUUCUCGCGAGGCGCACGAUAAGUACAGGGUGUCCGGGCUGAAUUUUCGCUGUGGAAAAAUUUGCCGGGAUCUUCUUUCUUUUUCCUGCAGGACACGUGCGUACCUGGGACACCCUGCACGUGUAUGCGUGUGUGUAUGCAUGAUAUGUAGUACCUAUAGACGAACGUGAAAUUAUUUAUGGCGUAGAAUGUAGAUUUGACGAAUGCUUUCGCAGAUUACUUCUUACGAUAGCGUCGGAGCGAGGUUCCGACGAGCUUAACCACGGGAAGGAAAGAGUGUGUUAAGUCACAUUACGUUCUCUCUCAUAGGUACUCCGCGUGAAUGAAACAAUGAUAUCGUUGUAUGAUCACAAGGCUGCCUUAUGUACAUUUCAGAAAUAAAGCGAACAAAUCAUGUGAACCCAGGA
Molecule: messenger RNA, 12947 nt
Organism: Odontomachus brunneus
Lineage: Eukaryota; Metazoa; Arthropoda; Insecta; Hymenoptera; Formicidae
Gene: bark
Product: protein bark beetle
Exons: 22
Coding region: 1805-10711 (2968 amino acids)
Cellular component (GO): membrane
Source: RefSeq, a predicted model, not a curated record